AUGGUAUCUGACUAUGCAAGAGUGAAGUUCUUCUGCCUAACUGAAACUUGGGCUACAGCUGAAUCACUUAAUAAUUUUGUUAUUGAGAAUUUUCAGUUAGUUAGCUCAUAUUUUAGAUCGUCGUACAAAGGCGGUUGCCUAGCGAUUUAUUGUAGAGGUGAUGUUAUUGCAAAACCUAUUGACGUAUCUCAGUUUUCACUGGAUAAGAAUAUUGAGUUGUGUGCCAUUCAAUUCUCAAAUGGUGGUAUACGUAGCAUCAUCAUUUUGUGCUAUAGAUCUCCCUCGGGAGAUAUGAAAAUAUUCCAUGACAAUCUGAAUAGGGCUCUAAAUUUUGUUUUUAGGCCAAAUAUAAAUAUAAUUCUCUGUGGCGACUUCAAUGUAGAUUCUUAUAAUCAUAACGACGAUAAUGAGGCACUUGUGAAUGCUCUGUCUGAGUUUGGCUUGCAUCCACAGGUAGGUUGGCCAACAAGGAUUGGGCGCACGUCUAUCACAACGAUAGACCAAGUUUUCACCAACUUCAAUGAUAAAUGUUUGAAUUGCGUUGUUGAUAAUGUAAUAUCUGACCAUCGAACAGUACUUAUAGAAAUUAUGGAAUGUCCUCAAGCUGAGGAUGCGGUAAAAGAAACAGUUAAAAGGGUUUUUGAUACCCGGUCUGUUCAAAACUUCGUUUUAGACUUAAUGAAGGCGGCUCAUACCAAAUGGAAAAAUUUAAGGGAUUAUUUUCGAAGGGAACUGAAAAAAAUUCCGAUCCCACGGUCAGGAGAUCCAGGAGACAUUGCAACUAAAUCCCACUGGCCACAUUUUAAAAGUUUGCUAUUUUUAAAAGAUCAGUUUAAGCCUCGAGUAUCAACGGGAAAUUUGGCAGAUUCUCAGAAUGAAUUGCUUGCUACGGGCAUGCAAUCUGAUGUGAAUUCUGAUGAUGAUAGAGUAGAGACGGAAACAAUAGACGAAAUGCAAGACACCCUGAACGUCGAGCCAGCGACACCUACUUCUGUUUCUUCAGAAAAUAUUGAGGACUCGUCCACAGGCACGUCAAGUCAUUUUGCUGAACCCCGAACAGUUUUGAAGAGCCGACUCCGUAAAAGAAAAAAUAAUAUUGCUGAUUUAGUGGCCAUCGAAAAACAGAAAUUGGAAUUCAUCAGAACAAAGAGAGCCAACAUAGAGGAAACCAAAGAGGAUGAUCAUCUGGCAUUCUUUAAGAGUUUACUGCCACACGUAAAAAAAAUUCCGGACAACAAUAUUUUGCAGUUUAGAAAUAGCGUUCAAGAUCUAGUUCAGAGAUAUGCGUAUGAAAAACAACUGCGUAAGAAGUGGAAGAACCUGCGCGAUCAGUUUCGGAAAGAAAAAAAGAAGUUCCCUACGCCGCGUUCUGGUGACGCUGCCAACGAAACAGAGAGCACUUGGCCAUACUUUCAACUCAUGCAAUUUUUAAACGAUGAUAUUACACCUGAAGUCAUGACUGGAAACCUGCAUGAUAGUGAUUCGGAUUCCCUGAACGAGUCCUGUCAUACUGAGGAGCAAAAUGAUGUGAUGAGUCCAGGCACAUCAACCACCAGCAGUCGCACAAAUGCAUCAAAGCGCAACAAAACAGCAUCCGAUUAUAGAGAUGAGCUUAUGGAAUGUGAAAGAAAAAAAAAUUUGCUAAUAGAACAGAAAAUGGCCACAAAUAAUGUCCAGCCGGAAAAAUGUGAUGAUUAUCAUUUUUUUAUGAGUCUCCUGCCACAAAUGAAGCAAUUUGGUGAAGUACAAAAGUUACGUAUUCGCAAUAAAAUUACCCAAGUCAUAAUAGACGAGGCAGAAAGGAUGCAGUAUUCUUCUCAUCAGAGAUACGAGGAAAACUAUGAAGGCUAUUCUACUACUGGCACUUACACCAAUUUUUAA
This is a messenger RNA of Acanthoscelides obtectus, 1881 nucleotides long. The record is from the annotation of a GenBank genome assembly. NCBI's taxonomy places the organism in Eukaryota, Metazoa, Arthropoda, Insecta, Coleoptera, Chrysomelidae.